GGGCUCCUAGCUCCUGAGCACUGAAGAAUGAACCUUCGCUGGGCCAUGUGGCUGCUGCUCUUGGCAGCCUGGAACAUGGGCUAUGGUGAGGCCUUCCGAUGCUAUACCUGUGAGCAGCCCACGGCCAUUAACUCAUGCAAGAAUAUUGCUCAGUGCAAGAUGGAAGACACAGCCUGUAAGACUGUACUGGAGACAGUGGAAGCAGAGUUCCCCUUCAACCACAGUCCCAUGGUGACCCGCUCCUGCUCCAGCUCGUGCCUGGCCACCGACCCUGAUGGCAUUGGUGUUGCCCAUCCUGUCUUCUGUUGCUUCCGUGACCUCUGCAACUCAGGUUAUCCAGGCUUCGUGGCAGGCCUCUAGCCACACAGGGAGUCUCCUCGUUCCUCCUCUAUCCACUCUCCCGGCAGGGCCCGGUGCUGCCUGCAGUCGUCUCUACAUGCCUGGAUCGUGAGCAGAGCUCACUGAGCCUCAGGUCACUCACUGUCCACCAAGCUUGUGGAAAAUAAAAUAAGCCAAGGG
Mus caroli (Ryukyu mouse) is the source of this 519-nucleotide messenger RNA. RefSeq names its product secreted LY6/PLAUR domain containing 1 (gene Slurp1). Lineage: Eukaryota; Metazoa; Chordata; Mammalia; Rodentia; Muridae. The record is from RefSeq and is a predicted model, not a curated record. Gene Ontology annotation, cellular component: plasma membrane.